UCCCAACUUUGCCGCUUAAUCAAAACAAACAAAUUAUCGCUCUUGGAGUUUUUUCCUGCAUUUUCUUUGUUUAUUCUGUGCUUAAUUAAAAAGUUUUGUGUGGAAAAUCUCCAUAGAGAGGAGAAGUUUGAUAAGUGAUUGGAAAAUAGGGGCAGAGUUCACGAACUUUACGGAAAAAAAGGAAGUUUCCACAAGGAAAUGGUCAGUGAUAAGAAGAGAAGAUCCCGUUCAAGGGAGAGGAAUGAUGGGGUGAAGGAGAGGGAGAGGGGACGUGAUAGGGAGAGGCGUCGUUCGCGAUCAAAAGAACGUACGGAAAGAAUUCGUUCGCGGUCCAGGGAGCGCAUUCGUUCACGUUCCAAGGAGCGUGAACGUCCCAAAGAUACUCGGUCAGAGCGAAAGGAUCCCAAGGAGAGGGAGAAAUCUCCAAAGGAUCGCACCAAGGAGGUAAAACCCACUCCAUCGACGAGCAAAAGUGAGGAGAAGGUAAAAGCUGAAGUGAAGGCGGAGGAAAAGGUCAAAGAUGAGGAAAUUGAGGAAGUUUCAACAAAGAAAGUUGAACCACUCUCACUGGAAGAACUCCUGGAGAAGAAGAAAGCCGAAGAGGCUGCCAGAAGUCGUCCUGUUUUCAUUUCAAAGGAACAACGAGCAGCUGAAGCUCUUAAAAGGCGUCAAGAGCAGGUGGCUGCUCAGCGUGCAGCUCUGGCCAAUGUUCCACGCUUUGGGGAUGUUCCUCUUACGAAUAUCGUACCAAGGGAGCGUCCAAUGCCGAAGGAGCGUGAACCUCGUGAGCCUGAAGGUCGUGCAGACAGGGAGAGAAGUGAUAGGAUUGAGAGGAAUGAAAGAAUGGAGAGAGAUCGCGAAAGGAAUGAUCGGGGUGAUAGAAGGGGUGGUGGUGGUGGUGAAAAGGCACCUGAACGUGAGAGAGAUGACCGAAGAAAGCCCGCGGUAGCUGAUGACAUGGCCCCGAAGGAUAAGGAGAAGGAACUCGAAGCGAUCCGGGAGAGAUAUUUGGGCAUAAUUAAGAAAAAACGUCGCGUCCGGCGUCUCAAUGACAGGAAGUUUGUCUUUGAUUGGGAUGCAUCGGAAGAUACAUCUGUGGAUUACAAUGCUCUGUACAAGGAGAGGCAUCAUGUGCAGUUCUUUGGGCGUGGGAAUAUCGCGGGGAUUGACAUAAAAGAGCAAAAGCGGAAGCAGAGUAAAUUCUACGGGGAUUUGCUGGAGAAGCGUCGCACGGAGGCGGAGAAGGAGCAGGAGAAGGUGCGACUGAAGAAGGUGAAGCGCAAAGAGGAGAAGCAAAAAUGGGAUGAUAGGCAUUGGUCGGAGAAGGAGAUUGAUGAGAUGACUGAGAGGGAUUGGCGAAUCUUCCGGGAGGAUUACAACAUCACCAUUAAGGGCGGGAAGAUUCCCAAUCCGUUCCGGACGUGGAAAGAGAGUGGCUUCCAGAAGGAGAUUCUGGAUAUUGUGGAGAAGGUGGGCUACAAGGAGCCAACACCCAUUCAGCGUCAAGCUAUUCCGAUUGGACUGCAGAAUAGGGAUAUUAUUGGUGUAGCUGAGACGGGAUCCGGGAAGACGUUGGCCUUCCUCAUUCCGCUCCUUGCGUGGAUUCAGAGCCUGCCGAAGAUUGAGCGUCUUGAGGAUGCAGAUCAGGGUCCGUAUGCCAUAAUCCUGGCCCCAACGCGUGAGUUGGCGCAGCAAAUUGAGGAGGAAACUGUGAAAUUCGGCACUCCGCUGGGGAUUCGCACAGUUGUGGUUGUUGGUGGGUUGUCCAGGGAAGAGCAGGGCUUCCGUUUACGUCUUGGGUGUGAAAUUGUCAUCGCCACCCCGGGGCGUUUGAUUGAUGUCCUCGAGAAUCGCUACCUUGUCCUCAAUCAGUGCACGUACAUUGUUCUCGAUGAAGCUGAUCGAAUGAUUGACAUGGGCUUUGAACCAGAUGUUCAGAAGAUCCUGGAAUUUAUGCCUGUCUCCAAUCUCAAGCCAGACACGGAGGAAGCAGAAGAUGCGCAGAAGUUGAUGGCGAAUUUCUACACGAAGAAGAAGUACAGACAAACAGUGAUGUUUACAGCCACAAUGCCUCCAGCUGUGGAACGUCUGGCCAGAUCGUACCUCCGUCGUCCGGCCACGGUGUACAUUGGCUCCAUUGGUAAGCCCACAGAGCGCACGGAACAAAUUGCCUACAUGAUGGGUGAGAAUGAUAAGCGCAAGAAGCUCAUGGAGAUCCUAUCGCGUGGCAUUGAGCCACCAGUGAUAAUCUUUGUGAAUCAGAAGAAGGGCGCCGAUGUCCUGGCCAAGGGCCUGGAGAAGCUUGGCUACAACACGUGCACCCUGCACGGUGGCAAGGGUCAGGAGCAGCGUGAGUACGCCCUGGCAUCCCUCAAGAAUGGCAGCAAGGAUAUUCUCGUGGCCACUGAUGUGGCAGGACGUGGUAUUGACAUCAAGGAUGUCUCUCUGGUCAUCAAUUACGACAUGGCUAAAUCCAUUGAAGACUACACGCAUCGUAUUGGACGAACAGGACGUGCAGGGAAGAAUGGUGUGGCCAUUUCCUUCCUCACAAAGGACGACAGUGCACUCUUCUAUGAUCUCAAGCAGUGCAUCAUGUCCAGCCCGGUGUCAGCUUGCCCGCCGGAGCUAAUGAAUCAUCCGGAGGCGCAACACAAACCCGGAACAGUUGUCACGAAGAAGCGUCGAGAGGAGAAGAUCUUCGCCUAAAGGCAGCAGCGAUAUCUCCAUUAAAAUAUCUCCAAAAUAUCUCUUCAAUAUCCCCCAUUGAGCACUGCGUGAGUAAAUAAUGUAUCUAUUUCACUAAACACUGUGCGAGAGAAUUUUUGUCUUUUAUUCUCUUUCUUUUCUUUUGGGAAAUUUUGCAUGCAGAGAUGGUUCGAAAUUGCAUUAGGAAAUGAAGGAAAAUAAUUAUAAAUUUGAGGAGAUUAAUAAAAUAAAAUUAUAUUGAAA
This is a messenger RNA of Lutzomyia longipalpis, 2949 nucleotides long. RefSeq names its product probable ATP-dependent RNA helicase DDX23. The coding region runs from base 199 to 2706 and encodes 835 amino acids. Gene Ontology annotation, molecular function: ATP binding; RNA helicase activity; RNA binding. The transcript has 2 exons. Lineage: Eukaryota; Metazoa; Arthropoda; Insecta; Diptera; Psychodidae. Gene Ontology annotation, biological process: mRNA splicing, via spliceosome. The record is from RefSeq and is a predicted model, not a curated record. Gene Ontology annotation, cellular component: catalytic step 2 spliceosome.